AUGUGUUUAUUUGAAAAAGAUCAGAUAACACGAGACUGGGAGUUAGAAGAAAGAAAACUCUGUCCUCUGCUGCUGCGGAUACACCCAGGUACCUCCCGGAGAUCUGCUUGCUCACCAUUGAGGGACACAGGAGCAGCAGAUGCUGACUCAGCCUGCACUGUUAAGGGCAGGGUACACAGGCCCCCACCUGGGCCACACAGGCAUUGUGAAGGAUGUAUCAACCGCCACUGCCAUGUUCCUGUGGAGCCCAACGUCUCCUGCCUGGUGAUAAGCUGCCACCUGCUCUGUGGUGCUACCUUCCACAUGUGCAAAGAGGCAGAGCACAAGCUCCUCUGUCCUUUAGAGCAGGUUCCAUGCCUCAACUCUGAAUAUGGCUGCCCCCUUUUAAUGUCCCGCCACAAGCUGGCCAAGCACCUGCAGAUGUGCCCGGCCAGCGUGGUCUGCUGCUCCAUGGAAUGGAACCGCUGGCCAAACGUGGACUCAGAAACAAUCCUUCAUGAGAACAUCAUGAAAGAGACCCCCAAUGAGGAGUGUUUAGAUACAGCCCUGGCCCUCCAGGAUCAGAAGAUUCUCUUCAGAUCCUUGAACAUGGUAGACCUUUUCCCAGAAACCAGAGAUGCCACGGAGGAGGAGCCAACCAGGAAUGGUGAUGCCAACUGGGAGGAAAUGGAAGGAGCAGUGGGAGGACCAGAUGCCAGUUUGGUACCACACAACGGUUUGUCAGCACCCAACGGGGAGAUGAAUGAGUUGAGUCAAGAAGAACGAGAGGCACUAGCCAAGACCAAAGAAGGGAUGGACCUGGCCAAGUUCAACAAGUGGGAAAACAUGUUCAGCAAAGAACAUGCAGCCUCUGCUUUAACUAGUUCAUCAGCAAAUUGUGAGAGCAAGAGCAGGGAUGGUGCAGGGACAGAACAGAUUUCCGCCGGCAAUAACGUGGUAGAGGGAGAGGCUGCUGCCAACGGCAAAGAACCACAGCAAGACCAGAAGCAGCAGGACUUUUCCGCAGCAAUGGAAAAGACAGGCCUUGCCCCCUGGCAGGAUGGUGUUCUGGAAAGACUGAAAACAGCUGUAGAUGCAAAGGACUAUAAUAUGUAUCUAGUGCACAAUGGGCGGAUGCUCAUUCACUUUGGUCAGAUGCCUGCUUGUACCCCCAGGGAGAGAGACUUUGUUUAUGGCAACCUUGAGGCUCAAGAAGUUAAGACCGUUUACACCUUCAAAGUUCCUGUGAGCUAUUGUGGGAAGCGAGCAAGAAUUGGGGAUGCCAUGUUGAGUUGUAGGCCAAGUGAACACAAGGCCGUAGAUACUUCUGACUUGGGGAUCACCGUGGAGGACCUGCCAAAAUCAGACCUCAUCAAGACCACCCUCCAGUGUGCUUUGGAAAGAGAACUCAAGGGCCACGUCAUCUCUGAAUCCAGGAGCAUCGAUGGGCUGUUCAUGGAUUUUGCCACACAGACGUACAACUUUGAGCCAGGACCGUUUUCCUCGGGGACAGUACUGGCUGAUCUCCUGACUGCUGCCAACCCAGGAGGACUUCAUGUAGAGCUCCACAGUGAGUGUGUGACGAGGAGACACAACAAGAGUAGCUCUGCUUUUACUUUCACCUGCAACAAAUUCUUCAGAAGGGAUGAAUUCCCCCUGCACUUCAAGAACGUCCACACAGACAUUCAGUCAUGCCUCAACGGCUGGUUCCAACACCGAUGCCCCCUUUCCUACCUGGGAUGUACGUUUGUUCAGAACUAUUUCCGUCCCCCAGGACAAAAGGCCAAAGUGAUCUACAGUCAGAAGCUCAAGACCUUUGCCAUCAAGCCCGAGGUUGCUCCAGAGCUGAACGAGAGCAGGAAGAACAACCAUCUCAUAGACCAAGGGGGAAAAAGCCAGAACUCUCUAACCAGCCUGCCCCUGGAGGUUUUGCAGUACAUUGCUGGGUUCUUGGACAGCAUCAGCCUGUCCCAGCUCUCCCAGGUGUCUGUGCUGAUGAGGAAUAUCUGUGCCACCCUGUUACAGGAGAGAGGGAUGGUCCUCUUGCAAUGGAAGAAGAAGAAGUACUCCCAUGGAGGCACCUCCUGGAAAGUCCACAGAGAGAUCUGGCAGUUCAGCAGCCUCUUCUCCCAAAUCAAGAGCUGGGAGUUUAAUGAAGUCACCUCCAUGUCUGAGCACCUGAAGGCCUGUCCUUUCAACAUCAUAGAGCACAAGACUGACCCGAUUCGUUUGACCAGCAUGUGUCAGCCCCGUGAGCAGGCCCAAGAGAGCUUAGUCUCCACCUUUAGAACUAGACCACGAGGAAGACACAUCUAG
Messenger RNA from Marmota flaviventris (yellow-bellied marmot), 2295 nucleotides. Lineage: Eukaryota; Metazoa; Chordata; Mammalia; Rodentia; Sciuridae. The record is from RefSeq and is a predicted model, not a curated record.